Messenger RNA from Olea europaea var. sylvestris, 1414 nucleotides. Its product is annotated as probable pyridoxal 5'-phosphate synthase subunit PDX1. The transcript has a single exon. Gene Ontology annotation, biological process: pyridoxine biosynthetic process; pyridoxal 5'-phosphate biosynthetic process; amino acid metabolic process. Gene Ontology annotation, molecular function: amine-lyase activity. The record is from RefSeq and is a predicted model, not a curated record. The coding region runs from base 143 to 1075 and encodes 310 amino acids. NCBI's taxonomy places the organism in Eukaryota, Viridiplantae, Streptophyta, Magnoliopsida, Lamiales, Oleaceae.
AUGGAAUACGGGCAGCCGCUGAAGUCCCAUUCUCCUUCGCCUACUUUCUCGGCUUUCCCCCUCUUCACUCCCUUCUUAUCUUCUCCUCUCUCUAUAUAUCUCUCUCUAUACAAAUUCUCAUUCCUCAAUAUUUGAUACAAAAAUGGCCGGAAGUGGAGUUGUAACAGUCUACGGGAAUGGCGCAAUCACUGAAACCUCAAAGAAAUCUCCAUUUUCAGUGAAGGUGGGCCUUGCCCAGAUGCUCCGUGGCGGCGUUAUCAUGGACGUUGUCAAUGCUGAACAGGCCCGGAUAGCGGAGGAGGCUGGCGCCUGUGCCGUCAUGGCACUUGAGCGUGUACCGGCGGAUAUUCGGGCACAAGGUGGCGUGGCCCGUAUGUCGGAUCCACAGCUGAUUAAGGAUAUUAAGCAAGCGGUUACUAUUCCUGUGAUGGCGAAGGCCCGGAUUGGGCAUUUUGUUGAGGCCCAGAUUCUUGAGGCUAUUGGGAUUGAUUAUGUUGAUGAGUCUGAGGUGCUUACCCCUGCAGAUGAUGAAAAUCAUAUUAACAAGCAUAAUUUUCGGAUCCCUUUUGUUUGUGGCUGCCGGAACCUUGGGGAGGCCCUCCGCCGUAUAAGGGAGGGCGCCGCCAUGAUUCGAACCAAGGGGGAAGCGGGCACAGGGAAUAUUAUUGAGGCGGUGCGUCAUGUGCGGUCGGUUAUGGGAGAUAUUCGGCUUCUUCGCAAUAUGGAUGAUGAUGAGGUGUUUACAUUUGCGAAGAAAAUUCAGGCGCCAUACGAUCUGGUGAUGCAGACCAAGCAGCUUGGCAGGCUUCCAGUGGUGCAUUUUGCAGCCGGUGGGGCGGCCACACCUGCAGAUGCCGCUCUCAUGAUGCAGCUGGGAUGUGAUGGCGUUUUUGUAGGUUCUGGAGUGUUCAAGAGUGGGGAUCCUGCCCGCAGGGCCCGUGCCAUUGUCCAGGCCGUCACGCACUACAGCGACCCGGAGGUUCUGGUUGAUGUUAGCUGUGGGCUCGGGGAGGCAAUGGUAGGAAUUAAUCUCAAUGACGAGAAGGUCGAGAGGUAUGCUAACAGGUCCGAUUGAAGAAACGUAAUGGCCAGUUCCCAAUUCCUUGGCUUGUGGGAGAGGUAUAAAGGAACCUCUGCAUGGAUACUCUGUGUUAGUUAAUAUUACAGUUUCUGCUUAAUGGGAUUUGGCUGUUUUAGGUUAAAUAAUUGUUAUAAUUCGAUACCUACAAAAUUCUAUGUUGAGUUGACUUGUAUGGUGAUUCCUGCAGUAUAUUGUUCUUGUUCUUAUUACAUCAGUUGCUUUCCUGUUUUUCUGAUAAUGUAUUCUGUGUUAUAGCAUGUUUGCUGAAAAGAUUUGCAUAUUUUCUGAGCUGGGAUAUUAAAAUUCCUCAGUUAUAUCAAUAUUUUGUUUGAA